AUGUCCAACUCAGGGUCAACAGGGUCAUAUACCGACUCAACUGGGUUCAGUCUUCUCGGGGAUGCUUUGCAGAUUCCAAACUAUCAUUUCAGAGCAGCUCCAGUACCUAGCCUAGCUCAUGGCGAAAAUGUAGACAUAGUAUUUGGUUACAGAAUCUCCAAUAAGAAACCUGUCGUAGCAAAAGUAUCGCCAAACUCAUUACGAUUAGAAAGAGAAUACUACAUUAUGAAGAGACUAUAUCAAUUGAGUGAUGGAUCAUCUUUUUUAGUUCGACCGUUGGAAUACAUUCAUUUACCAAGCGGACUCACCAUUGUCAUUUACGCAGACGAGGGACAAAACUAUCUUGAAUUCAGUCGACGACAAUCUGACGAAUCCAACUCGAAAUACACAGCCAGUUCUGAAAAGAGCUCCUCAUCCGUCAAUGGCAGCGAUACCACCCUUAAUAAUUAUGACGACAAAAAACGAUAUAGACAAUCACAACUCGAAUCUGUGGACAGUUUCUGCUACCAGCCAUUGCCUUCUGCGGGAUUACCGAGCAACGGACCGACCUAUGAUCUCGGUACAUUCCUUCGAUUUGCCAUCAAAUGCACAGACUGUUUGGAAUUUAUACAUCGCAACAAUGUUGUUCACGGAGAAGUUCGAUUGUCUGCCUUUCAAUGGACUGGAGAAGAUGCGUCUCGAGUGAAAAUGUGGAAUUUUGGCUCUGGUACAAAAUCAUUGGAAACCUACUUGACGAGUGAGGGAUGGAGAAAGACAGCCACCAACAAGGAUUCAAUGGACAUGUUGAAGAAUCUCUUAGUCUACAUGAGUCCAGAACAAACUGGGCGUACAACCUACGUGCCUGAUCACCGAUCUGAUAUUUAUUCAUUGGGUAUCGUAUUCUUUGUGCUGUUGACAGGCAGAAAUCCAUUUGACGGCGGACCAUUGGAGAUCUUGAACGGCAUUUUGAGUCGAAAAGUACCUUUGAUUCAUGAAAUUCAGUUGGAAGUGCCUGAAGUGAUAGCACGCAUUGUUGAGAAGAUGACAAACAAGUCUCCUGACGAUAGAUAUAGUAGUGCAUAUGGUAUUCGCGCUGAUCUGAAAGAAUGCUUAAAACGCUUAAAGUACGCCUCUGAAUCCUGUGUUGAAGUGGUCGAAUCUUUUCCACUUGCAGAAAGAGAUGUUGCCUCUGUCUUCACCUUACCUAAAACUAUCUAUGGCCGUCAAGGGAUCAUUAGUGAAAUGACCUAUAUCAUACAACGUGUUGCUGGUGUAUAUAAAUCAAUUAGAAAUCGUCGUGACAAGUCCUAUUCCACAGGUUCUACUAUGCCCACGAUUACCAGUGGAGGUGAUUUUCAUGCAAGCAACGCAAGUGUGAGUGAUGGCUUGAGCGACAGGCUCUCAACCAAUGAAGGCAGUGCCUUGGGUGGCACAGUGGGUGCUGGUCCAAAGUCAAACGCUUCGCCAAGCUAUUGCAGUGGAUUUGAUGGAAGCGAUAUGUCUAGUAAUAAUGGAAGACCCCAUUCCAGCAAACAAGGUGUUGAAAUUGUGUCCAUUGCUGGUCCUGGCGGUGUUGGUAAAUCCACUGUAUUCAAUGCUGUACAAAACGUAGCAAGACAACAUGGCUAUGUAGCCACCUCUAAAUUCGACUCAAGACACAAGGUUCCUUACAGCUGUAUUCUGAAAUCAUUAUCCCAAAUCUUGCAACAAAUCCUGUCUGAAUCAGAAGACGAUAUCCAUGUGUUCUACAACCAUCUCAAAUCACAUUUAGGCUCGCAAUUUUGCAAAAUCGAAUUAUUGGCUGAUUUGGUGCCUGAAUUGAAGCCAUUAUUGGAUCCCGUUGAUAGCGAAGACUCGGAAGAACCUAUAGAUCAAAUUCACUUGGAUAAUGUCGAGACUCGCAUCCGAUUCCACAAUCUGUUUGUUGAAGUGUUUCGUGCGCUAGCUCAAUGGCGUAUGGUGACCUUGUUUUUGGAUGAUUUACACCUGGCAGAUGAACCUUCAUUAGAGUUGAUUGAAAGCAUGAUUGGAUCUCGUCUUAAGAUUUUGAUUUUCAUGGCUUAUCGAGAUCAAGAAGCCACCGAUAUAUUGGACAAACUACUGAUCAACGACUACGCCACCGUUCAUCAUCUUCGCAUUGACGCCCUCGAUUUUGAUUCUGUGGUAGAUUAUAUCAGCGAUGCACUUCAUCGCCCCUUGGACUUAGACCGAGACUCCAUCCUACCCUUAGCCGAUAUUGUCUACAAAAAGACACGAGGAAACGCUUUUUACACUUCACAGCUGCUGGCCACGCUUGAAAAGAAGAGGCUCAUCUUUUUCAAUUGGGAAGAAAACGAAUGGGACUACAAUCUAGCCGAUAUCCAACAGGCCAUCAUGACACGGGAUGGUGCAGAUCGUGAUGCUGAACUCGACAUUAGCUUCUUGGUGAAUCGACUCAAAGAGCUGCCUUUGGACGGUCAACGUCUCUUGAAAUGGGCCUCUUUUGUAGGUGACACUUUUUCGUGGAAUACUGUGAAAUACUUGAUGCUUCAUUCAGAUCCUGAAUCUGAGUUCUCUGACAAUGAUGCUGCUUCAUCCGAUACAACCUCACAUGCUGGAGACGAUGAUGCUGCCUCUACAAGCUCUUCUGGGCGUCAUCAUAUGAACGGUUCUUUGCACCCGCUCAUCAGGUUUUCUCACAGCACAAGCGGAUCCAGCAGCAGUGUCGCUUCUACGAACGCCAAAGACGUAUCUCGUGCGCUGCGAUCUCACCACAAGCCUAGGGACCCUAUUAAUGGUCUGCAAGCUGCUCUACAAGAAGGCUACAUCAUGCCGUUGGAAAGUGACGAGUUCAAAUGGUCGCAUGAUAGAUACUCUCAAGCUGCCAUGGAACUGGCUAACCCCAAGAGUCGCGAGAAGAUUCACUUUAAAAUUGCUAAAUAUCUGUUGCACGACGAGAGUGCUGAUAGCUUUCUUAUUGCCGACCACUUGCUCAAGUGUCUCAACUUGGUGUGCGAGCUGGAUCACAAGUCUUGCUACAGAGACAUCUUGUAUGAAGCUGGUAACAAGGCACGUGCUUCUGGUGCUCACAAGAUGGCAUUUGGCUAUUACAAGGCUGCCAUUGCAUUGCUAGGCGACCGUGCUUGGGAAGGAGAUGACUAUGCUCGUACGCACUACUUGUAUACCAACGCCGUGUCAUUGAGUUGGAUUGUCGGUGAAUAUGACACGACAGAAGCGUAUUUGGACGCCAUAUUUAGCCAUACGUCUGAUCCGAUGGACCGUGUUACAGCCUACCGCAUUCAACACAAGUACUUCUUUUCGCGUCAAAUGCAUGAAGAGGGUGCUCAAGCUUUGCGCAACUGUCUUGCAGAACUGCAGCUGGACGAUUUCAACUUUUUCAACACGCGUGAGGAGCUCCAUAACGUCUAUACCAAGGUCAUUAGCAUGAUCCGUGAAAUGGGCGUAGAUGAGAUGUGUAAAAUGGGUCCUUGUGAUGAUCCCAAACUCAAGGCAGUUAUGGUGAUUAUCGAGGAAAUGUGCACUGCUGCUUACUGGCUUGGAAACCAAACUGAAAUGUUCUACUUGGCUGCUAAGUUGGUCUACCUUUCUCUGAUAGACGGUAUGACAUCUACCACGGGUAUUGCGCUGACCUUCUUGGGUCUCUGCUGUGUCGAGUACUACCAAGAGUUCUCUUUUGGCGAGGAAAUUGGUGCUGCUGGCUGUGUGUUGGCUGAAAAGUAUGGCAGCAACAAUGAAAAGGGUCGUGCCAUUUGUCUGUACAGCAUCUUUCUCAACAUGUGGAAGCACCAUCAUCGUGAGGCCAUCCCUUGGUUCAAUCAAAGUCUGAGGUACUCCAUGUCGGCUGGUGAUCGCAUCUACGCUUCCUUUUCCCAUUUGCAUAUAGCAGAUACCAUGUUCUACACGGGCUCUUGCUUAUCAAAUACCUUGGCGGAAGCAGAAAGCUGCUACGAUGAUAUCCAUGCCUGGUCCUCUUCUGCUGAUACCAACAUUUUGAUUAUGUCUAUCAUUCGUGUCAUCAAGGCGCUUCAGGGCCACACAUUCAACAGCUCUGCCGAAGAGAUCUUUGACGGCGAUGACGGCUUCAAUGACAGGCACUUUAUUGCUGAAAGUUGCAAGCAGAGUGCCAACAUCAACGUCCCCUUGAAUUGGUAUGACUCCUUCCGUAUGCUCCCUCUGGUGCUGUAUGGCCACUACGAUUAUGCUAUUGCUGUUGGCUACAUGUGUCACCGUGGCGCGCACAAUCAUCCCUGCCAUCGUCAUACCCGCAUGUUUGUCUAUCUGCAAUCGCUUGCCAUCUUGGAGAAGAUCCGCACUGAACGCGACACCAUGACUCAAGAAGAAGUCGACGUGUAUUUCGAGCAAGUCCAGACAAAUCAAGCCAUGCUGAAACCGUGGACCGAGCAUUCUCGCAUCAACUAUCUCAUGUGGUAUACUUUGGUGGAAGCAGAGAUUACUGCUACAAUGACGAGUGACGUUGGUAAGGCUCUCCAGCUCUACGAGAAUGCCAUCGAUCAAAGUCGUGAAGGUGGCUGGUACCUGGAACUCUGUAUCUGUCAUGAAUACGCUGGUGGCUUCUAUUAUCGCACUGGUUUCAAGAAUGCUGCGUAUGGUAUGCUCAAGAAGUCUGUCAAUCUCUAUCUCAACCACGGCUCUUAUGGCAAAGCUCAGCAUUUGAAUUCCAAGUAUAGCAAUCUGUUGGCUGAAUACGAAGACGACCGUGUAGAGUCGCAUGAAGCGGGUGUGCAAACGGAUCCCUUCCCUUUCUUGGGCCCUCAAGGCACUUGGAGCACUUCUUCCGUGGGCCCCAUCAACUCAAUGAACGAGCCCUUCAUUUCAGAGACAAUCCCUCCUGUCACAACUGAACAAACCCUGCUGACACUGGACAUUCUUGACAUGGCCUCCAUUCUCAAGAGUUCGCAAGUCAUCUCGUCUGAAGUCAAGUUUGACAGCCUACUCAAGUCAAUGAUGUCCAUCAUUUUGGAGAAUUCGGGUGCUGAUUGCGGUGCCAUCAUUGUCAAGGAAGAAAAGUAUGGCAUGUGUGCUUAUGGAAGCCAACAGGACGGAUCCAUGACAUUUGACCCUCCUCGACCCUUGGCGGAACACGACGAAUUGGUGUCCAGUCGCAUCAUUCACCACACCAUCAAUACGAGCGAGAGCAUCUUUAUUCACAAUGUAGAGCAAGACUCUCGAUUUGCCGUGGGCCCCUGGUACGAACGUGUUGGCGGGAAAUCAGUUAUUUGUAUGCCCAUCAUCCACAAGACUGCACUGGCUGGAUGUGUGUUCCUGGAAGGCUCCAGUGGCAUCUUUACACAACGCCAUAUUACUGUGCUCAGCUUACUGUGUCAGCAAAUGGGUAUCUCCAUCACCAAUGCAUUCCUGUUCAAGUCAGUACAGCGUGUCACUAUGGCCAACAUGCGCAUGAUUGAGAUGCAAAAGAAGGCGCUGGAAGAUGCACGCAAGAGCAAAGAAGCAGCUGUACGCGCCACUCGUCUCAGAGAGAUCUUUUUGGCCAACAUGAGUCAUGAAAUCCGCACCCCCUUCUCUGGCUUUUACGGUAUGAUCUCCCUGUUGGCAGAAACUGAACUGGAUCCUGAACAGCGUGAUUUGGUCAAGACGGCCAAGGAGUCUUGUGAGAUUCUGCUGCAGAUUAUUGACGACCUGCUAAACUUCUCCAAGCUGCAAGCUGGCAAGGUGACACUGGAUUUAGCGCCCGUUGUAGUGGAGGAUCUGAUUGCUGAUGUGGUGGAAAUGCUGAUUGCUAUGGCCAUUCAAAAGAGCAUCAAUAUCGCUUACAUGGUUGCCGAGAAUGUGCCCCCUGUUGUGAUGGCUGAUGGAAACAGGCUGCGUCAAGUGCUGAUCAAUCUGCUGGGCAAUGCUAUCAAAUUUACACACGAGGGCGAGAUCCGUAUUCAAUGCUCGCUGGAUACCACACAUCAGCCCAACGGCAAAGAAGCAGGUGAUCAAGUGGCGCUCUUGUUUGAAGUCAUUGACACGGGUAUUGGCAUCAGCGACGAGCAGAGAAAGGUGCUGUUUGAACCCUUUUCUCAAGUGGACGGCAGUACGACUCGAAAGUACGGCGGCACAGGUCUCGGUCUCUCUAUUUGUUUGCAGCUGGUUGAACUCAUGUCUGGCUCCAUUAAUGUCUCAAGUGUGCCUGGAAAGGGGUCUGAUUUCUACUUUAGUGUCAGAGUAUCCAAGCUUCGUGCACAGCCCACAAAAAGCAUUCAGCAUGAUGGCUACUACGACGAACGCACGGCGCUUGCACGUUGUCUGUCCUCGCUCAAGGUAUUGGCUAUCUCCAAGUAUGUUGCCACUACAGACAUGAUUCGUUUCCUCUUGCCUGGCAUGCAUGUGGACGGUGUACAGCAGAUUUAUGAGUUCAAGAAACUGCUGGCCAAGACCAAGUACGAUGUGAUUAUCGUAGGCCUGUUCAUGAACCCAGACCAUCACUCAUUCUCCUCAGCCUGGCUGGAAGAGGCUAGCAAGGUCAACAAGGACUGCUUGAUCAUCAUCAUGAACUACCCUGCUGGCGGCAUCGUCAACAAGUCUGGCUCUGGACUGAUUGAGCACAUCUCAAACCAGAAGCUGUCCUGCAAGGCCAUUCGCAUGGCUGUGCCCUUGAGACGUGUCAAACUGCUGCGUACCAUUGGUGAGGUGCUCAACAAGAAGAUGCCCAGUCCAAUGGCCAACAAUGUAAAGUCAAAUAACGUCAAACUGAUCACAGAUGAAGAACGAAGCUUAUUUAGCACAAUGCACAUCUUGAUUGCUGAAGACAAUCCUGUUGCACAGAAAUUGCUGCUCAAACAACUUACCCGACUUGGGUUCCAAGUGGAGUGUGCCAACAACGGUCUGGAAGCAGUGAAUAACUGGAACAAUCAGCCAGACGGAUAUUUUGUCAUGGCAUUCUUUGAUCAUCACAUGCCCAAGUGCGACGGUGUAGCUGCCACCAAGCGCAUCAGAGAAAUUGAAAAGGAAGAAGAGCGAACAAACAAACUUCCAAUUGUUGCUUUAACAGCAGAUGUGCAGGAGAGUGCCAAACAAAUAUGCUUGAAUGCAGGCAUGGAUGGCUACCUUACAAAACCGCUGAAUCAAAAAGUACUGGCAGAAGCAUUGAGAAAGUACUGUCACCCUCAUACAACCACAUCACCAGCAUCAUCAUCAACCUCUUCUUCUUCUUCUUCACCGCAACCAUCUCCACCAGCACCUCCACAGAUUAAUAUUGUCACAGAGGCAUUGGCUAUUACAGAGACCUAA
Molecule: messenger RNA, 7233 nt
Organism: Mucor velutinosus
Lineage: Eukaryota; Fungi; Mucoromycota; Mucoromycetes; Mucorales; Mucoraceae
Exons: 9
Coding region: 1-7233 (2410 amino acids)
Biological process (GO): phosphorelay signal transduction system; protein phosphorylation
Molecular function (GO): protein binding; ATP binding; phosphorelay sensor kinase activity
Source: RefSeq, a predicted model, not a curated record